Ceratosolen solmsi marchali is the source of this 1688-nucleotide messenger RNA. RefSeq names its product F-box/WD repeat-containing protein 9. The record is from RefSeq and is a predicted model, not a curated record. The transcript has 7 exons. Gene Ontology annotation, molecular function: protein binding. Lineage: Eukaryota; Metazoa; Arthropoda; Insecta; Hymenoptera; Agaonidae. Bases 208 to 1434 code for a protein of 408 amino acids.
GUCGCAUUUGUAACGUAAAUAUAGAAAACACCUUGGGUUAGGUCGCGCGCGUAAGCCGAUGCCAUCGGCUCGAAGGCUGAGAGUCGCGACCGAAGAAAGGAGGACAAGGAGGGAAGUUCGGAGGACCUGGACGGAGCAUUUUCAGUUGAAUGGUGGCCGUGAUCGUGAGGACGUGCGAACGACGAUAUCAUCAUCUCGACACCCACGAUGUCCAAGGAGGAACUCGCGAGCUGCUCGGAGGAGAGUCUCGGGAAGGGAAUCCUGAAUCUCAUUGAUCUCCCGGUUGAAAUAUUUUUACACAUUUGUUCAUUUUUGGAUGCUUCGAGCUUAGUUCAUGGCCUAAGUUUGACGUGCAAGCAGUUCCAUUAUAUACUUAAUGACAAUUCUAUAUGGAAAGUGAGAAUUAGCCAAAUUUGGCCAAACGUUAGUUAUCCAACUUUACCUACUGUUGACAAGGAUGAACUGUUUUGGAAAUUGUCGUGCGUUGCUAUCGAGAGACAAACGAAGCUAUGGAGAAAUAAAGAUUUAUUGGAAAGAAUAUCAUUGAAUAACGCUCAUUACAGCACCAUCGAUGGACUUUUGUUAAUGCAUGGUGGAAGUAUAUGUAUAUCGGGUGGAAGGGAUCGCUCAUUAGUUUUGUGUCAUUUGUCGAAAGACGAAUGUGGCCAUCAUGAAUCAAUAACGGUCAGCAAUGCCCACGAUGGAUGGAUUUGGGAUUUGACUGCUAUAAAUAAUACAAUUUACAGUUGUAGUUGGGACCGAUCGGUUAAAGCAUGGUCAAUAACAAACAGUGGAUUAAUACCCGUAACAACAUAUGGAAUGAUUGUUCUCGGUGCUCUGCUAUGUGUUACUUCCUGCCCGAAAUUGGCGCUUUUUGCAACAGGCUCUUAUUGUAAAAAAGUAUUAGUUUUCGAUUCUCGUUCUGGUCAUACACCAAUCACAAAAUACCAACCUCAUCAAGGAGCUGUUAUACGACUAGCAAUGAAUUCCAAUUAUAUUCUUUCAGCAAGCGAAGAUAAGACUGUAAAUAUAUGGGACCAAAGGGCUGGACGAACAAUGAAAUCGAUCACAAUUUCAAAAGAGUCAUUCCCAAGGAGUAUGUAUAUGCAAGAAGAGAUAGUAUACGUUGGUGAUGCCAAUGCAAAGCUACACAUAUUAGAUCCAAAACAGGAUUUCGAACCUGUCAAAAGUUACAAGACUAAUCAUUUAAAAAGCAUUACAGGUAUUUACGUUGAUUCUGGAUGUUUAAUAACAAGUUCAUUAGAUAGGACUGUGCAAAUAUCGAGUCCCACUGAUCCACCACAGACGCUGACAUCCUUACAAUACAGUAAUGGCGAAAUAGCAAGUAUUGAUUAUUUGAAUGAAGUACUCGCUGUUUCCGGUGUAGAUAAUAUAGAAAUUUGGCGACCAAAAGCUAGAACUAUGUGUUCUUAAGUUGUUUAACAUUACGUAAUAAUUUGAAUAAUUUAACACAAACAUCAUACGGCAUAGAUAAACUGUAUAAGACUUGCUAAUUAGCUAAUGUAUUUUACAUUUAUAUUGUUUUUAUUAAAAAUGUUUCAUAUUGCUUUUACUAAUUUAAAAUGUAUGCAUUAUUUGUUUUUAUAAUGUGUUAAUUUGUUAAAGCCUAUGCACAUCUAUACAUGCGAGUAUGCAUACGCGCACGCAUACAUGCGCGCCCGAACGCA